GACUGUAUUCGACGCAAAGACCUAGGGUGUAUAGAUUCUCUUGCGAAAUUGGAUGUAAGCACGAGUAGCAAAAACUUACGCUCCAAAAAUGCAAAACAAUGUGACACAACGUGAGCUGAUAUGAAUCGAGACUCGGUGAAAAAUGAAAACUGCGUUAUCGAAAGCGCAGAAAGAAAAAUAUGCAGAAAGCAAGUACUGGUCGGAAGAACGACCAAAACAAUACAUCUAUUGAGAUUGGAUGAGGAAUGAAUCAUUUCAGCAAUCGAUCUUUUCGUCGAUGAAGAUGAUAAUGCAAUUAGAUUUAGUUUGCCGACGCGUUUCAUAUCUUCAUUAGAGUCUAAUUUUUCAAGGCAUUGCACAAAAUGUUCAAUCAAACAAAAAGUGUAAAUUAGUGAAUUUCAGAAGAAGUUAUAACUAAUUCAUCUAUUCACAUUGUCAAUUCGACAUUAUCGAACAAAUGAAUAUUUUAAAUAAAAAGAAAAAUUAUUUUUUUCUAUUUCAACUCGACAUUAGUUACUAGUGAUAUCUAAUAAGAAUCUGGGUUUGAAAUAAAUAGUUUAUCUUUGUUUUUCAUAGUCAAAUAUAUCAAUGUUUCCUCUAGCAACACUCAAUGUUUAUUUAUUUCUGAAUCCUUCAAGCGGCGAAUGUGAUAUUGAUGAUUUAAGAUCGAUUCUGAAACCAUUUGAUCUUUGUUUACUUGCUGAUCAAGGAGUUUUCAAUAAUGAGAGAUUGGACAAAUUAACUAUAAGUUCUUCAUUCCUUUAUUCUAUAUAUGGUGCAGAUCGCCAACAUAGUUUUGAUAAUGCUAUAGCAUCUCGUUAUCCGUUUGAAUCAUGUAAAAAUCAAAGUGCAAGUUUCUUUUCUGAUGGUGGAACAAGAUCAAUUCUUAAAUGCCAUCUACAUGAUGAUCAUCCACGUAUUGAAAAUCAUUUAUUUACUGUAACACAUUUAGAUCAUUUAAAUGACAGUAAUCGAUUAAAACAAUCGAAAGCAUUCACUCGAGAAAAAGAUUUUAUUGACAUACUUCUUGGUGACAUAAAUGCAUUAACAUGA
This is a messenger RNA of Rotaria sp. Silwood1, 1053 nucleotides long. The record is from the annotation of a GenBank genome assembly. NCBI's taxonomy places the organism in Eukaryota, Metazoa, Rotifera, Eurotatoria, Philodinida, Philodinidae.